CCCUUUCAGAAACUGCUCGGCAAGAGAGUGUCAACAGUAUUCUAAGUUCUACUUCUACUCUUACUACCGGUGGUAUAUCUGCAUAUUCAAUAAUAUACACGUCUAUAUAGUAGAAUAGAUAUAAUAAUAAAUAUGGCCAACGGUGACCAUGAAAGGAAGAAGAUCGCCGUUAUCUGGCUAUCUGGGAUCCUCCUAGUGGCCAUGGUGGCCUCCGUGGGCGCCGGCGACCUGGAAAUGCUUUGCGGCUCAGCCCAAUACAAAGAAACCUGCAAGCACAGCCUCUCAAAAGCAAACAACGGCUCCGCCGACGUUAAAGAACUCAUCAAAACGGCUUUCCAGUCCACCGCCGAGGAGUUCAAGAGGUUCAUCGACAACUCCACCCUCUUCCAAGAGCUAGCCAAGGACAACAUGACCAAACAGGCUAUGGAGAUCUGCCACGAGGUGCUGGACUACGCCAUAGACGACGUACAGAACUCGAUCAAUCGUGUGGAUCAAUUCGAUAUAAGCAAGCUCAGAGACUACGCCUAUGACGUUAAGGUGUGGCUCGGAGGCACCAUUUCCCACCAACGCACCUGCUUGGACGGCUUCGAGAACACCACCACUCACGCCGCCGAGACGAUGGCCAAGGUCUUGAACACCUCCCUGGAGCUUAGCAUGAACGCUUUGGACAUUAUCUCUGGCCUCUCCGAGGUGGCCGAAACCUUUGGAUUCUUUGGCCUCCUCGGCGGCCAGCAGGAUCAUGGUAAUAACAACACCUCCAGUCGGAAGCUUCUCGAGAGUUCGCCGUCGUGGUUAAGUGAUAGCCAACACCGUCAUCUCCUCGCCGCGGCCGCUGCCGGUGCUGCCAACGUCAAGCCCGAUGCUGUUGUGGCUCAAGAUGGAAGUGGGCAGUUCAAAACACUCACCGACGCUAUCAAGUCUGUUCCGAAAAAUAACAUGAAACCCUAUGUGAUUCACGUGAAGGCCGGCGUAUAUAAGGAGAUUGUGAAUAUUCCCAAGCAAGCCAGUUAUAUCACUAUCGUCGGAGAUGGUCCCACAGUCACCAGAUUCACGGGCGCUCUCAGCUAUGCCGACGGCGUCCAGACUUACAACACCGCAACAUUCGGCGUGAAUGCUCCUUACUUCACGGCCAUGCACGUAGGGUUCGAGAACACGGCCGGAGCAAUUAAGCACCAAGCCGUGGCGCUCCGAGUGACGGCAGAUAAAGCCGUCUUGUUCAACUGCCACAUGGACGGGUACCAAGACACCCUCUACGCGCAGUCUCACCGCCAGUUCUAUCGCGACUGCGUCAUCUCCGGUACAAUUGAUUUCAUCUUCGGUGACGCUGAGAUGGUCUUCCAGAACUGCACACUGGUUGUAAGGCCACCUUUAAGCAACCAGAACAGCAUCGUCUCCGCCAGCGGCCGCAACGUGGCCAACAGCCCCAGCGCCAUGGUGUUCCAGAGCUGCCGCUUCACCGCGGACCCACUCUACCUCUCGGACCCGGAGAAGAAGCCGGCAUACCUAGGGCGACCAUGGAGGGCAUACGCGAAGGUGGUGACCAUGGAUUCUGAGAUCGACGGAAUCUUCGCUCCUGAAGGUUACAUGUCGUGGAUGGGAAGCAUCUAUCACUUGACCAGCAUCUUCUACGAGUAUAACAACAAGGGUCCCGGCGCCAAUGCCUCUCACAGAGUGAAAUGGCCCGGCGUGAAAGUGAUCACUGCUUCGGAAGCUGCAAAUUUCUAUCCUCGCAAGUUCUUUGAAUUCCGCAAUGCAACCACAACCGAAGACGAUUCCUGGGUCUCCACCUCUGGGGUUCCCUACUCCUUUGGCCCCAUGGCCGUUCCCAAUUGAUUAAUUUAAUUAAUCACGCUUCGCCUAAUCAUCAAAGCAAAUUAUUAGUAUAUA
Messenger RNA from Prosopis cineraria, 1887 nucleotides. Its product is annotated as pectinesterase/pectinesterase inhibitor-like. The record is from RefSeq and is a predicted model, not a curated record. The transcript has 3 exons. NCBI's taxonomy places the organism in Eukaryota, Viridiplantae, Streptophyta, Magnoliopsida, Fabales, Fabaceae. Gene Ontology annotation, biological process: cell wall modification. Bases 133 to 1833 code for a protein of 566 amino acids. Gene Ontology annotation, molecular function: pectinesterase activity; pectinesterase inhibitor activity.